CCCGCGCGCGCGCUCCUCCGCCUAAGCUAAAAUCGCGAACGCGAGCGCCCCUUCGCACGCACCCAGCGCCACCCGCAGUAGCAAAGAGGCAGAGCAUGGUAUUAUUCUAUUCGCCGCGCGAGAGCCAGCCAAAGCAGAGCGCGUCGUCCUCCUCCUCCACCGCUCUCCGCCUGCCUACCCACGUCGCUUCGCGUGCUGCUUAGUCCCGCCAAAAGGCGGGGGGAGGGAGGGGAGGGAGGCGCGUGCCUGCCCCGAUCGCUCGCUUGCGUCUGCGUGUUUGCGUUUGCGCUCGCGUCGCCCAGCAAGGAAGAAGAGGUCGUGCGUGCCCUGUCCUCCCCCGCGCGCGGCCUGCUGCCUCCUGUCCGUCCACCGGGAGAUCUCUCGCCGGGCUCGGCCUGCUUUGGCUUUGGCUUUGGCUUUGUCCGCGAUGAGCUGCGGGGGUGCGGGGCAGAGCGGGUGGUUGCUCGAGUACGGGCUGGAGGAGAUCCAGAGCUCCGACUUCAUCUACAUGGCCGGCGACCCCGCCGUCUCCAGCGUGCUGCUGGGGUUCGACGUUCCCAGGAAGGAGGACGGCGGCCAGGACACCUCUGCUUCCAAGAAAAGAUCCCGUCCAGAGUCGAGCGCACCGCCGGGCACCAAGGCUUGCCGCGAAAAGCAACGGCGAGACAGACUCAAUGAAAGGUUUAACGAGCUCAGCGCAAUCUUGGAGCCCGGGAAGCCGCCGAAGGCCGACAAGGUCGCCAUCCUGAGCGACGCCGCCCGUCUCCUGGGCCAGCUGCGCGCGGAGGCUCAGAAGCUCAAGAGCUCGAACGAGUCGCUCCAGGACUCCAUCAAGAGCCUCAAGGCCGAGAAGUCGGAGCUGCGAGACGAGAAGACGAGGCUGAAGGCCGAGAGGGAGAGGCUGGAGCAAAUGCUCAAGGGCGUCGGCGGCGUGCCGCAUCCCGCCGCGGCCGCGCCGGCGUUCCACCCGGCGGCGGCGUUCGCGCAGGCCGGCGGCAAGUACGUCCCGUACGCCACCAGCUACCCGCCGCCGGCCGCGUUCUGGCAAUGGAUACCGCCGACGUCCCUCGACACGUCGAAGGACCCCGUGAUGUGGCCGCCGGUUGCAUGACCAGUUUGUGCUGCUGCUGCUGCUGCUGCUGCUACGUCGAUCGCAUAAAAGUGCCGUAGAAAUUGACCAAAAGAGCGCCUGAAUAUGCGCCUUGUGUAGUGGAUAAAUGAUCAACGAUCACGGGUCAUCUGAAGAAAUUUCCUGGUGACCGUUGCUCGCUGGAGCAGUCUAUGUAGUAUGUAACAACCCAAUUUAAAGUAAUUAAGGCAAUUAUGAUCGCAUGAAGUUGGUGUUU
Messenger RNA from Oryza brachyantha (malo sina), 1346 nucleotides. RefSeq names its product transcription factor ILR3-like. Lineage: Eukaryota; Viridiplantae; Streptophyta; Magnoliopsida; Poales; Poaceae. The coding region runs from base 428 to 1111 and encodes 227 amino acids. Gene Ontology annotation, molecular function: protein dimerization activity; DNA-binding transcription factor activity. Gene Ontology annotation, biological process: intracellular iron ion homeostasis; regulation of DNA-templated transcription. The transcript has 5 exons. The record is from RefSeq and is a predicted model, not a curated record.